Molecule: messenger RNA, 6318 nt
Organism: Pristis pectinata (smalltooth sawfish)
Lineage: Eukaryota; Metazoa; Chordata; Chondrichthyes; Rhinopristiformes; Pristidae
Gene: ipmkb
Product: inositol polyphosphate multikinase b
Exons: 6
Coding region: 252-1442 (396 amino acids)
Biological process (GO): inositol phosphate biosynthetic process
Cellular component (GO): nucleus; cytoplasm
Molecular function (GO): inositol-1,4,5-trisphosphate 3-kinase activity; inositol tetrakisphosphate kinase activity
Source: RefSeq, a predicted model, not a curated record
GAUGUUUGAUGCUCAGCCCAGCACCUUGCCCGGGCUACGCUCUCCCAGCUUGGCGGCCGUGCGCGUUGGCGUCAGUUCCGGCGCCGUGCGGCCGGACUCGGGGAGGGACGCGGAAGCGCGGUGCUCCGGGGGCGGAGGAGUCUCCAUGGGUUUGAGGCGGCGGCGGCCGAGCCACGGCCUGUCCCGGGGAGUCGGGACGCUCGGCGGAUAGGUUCCCUCUUUCACUAGGUUGGUCGGCCGGCCGGCGGGCGAUGGAGAGCGGGGUGAGCGCGGGCGGCCAGGCCCCGGGCCUGGGGCUCCACCGCUUCCCGAACGGCUGCACCCCCCUCAGCCACCAGGUCGCCGGACACAAGUACGGGAAAUCGGAGCUGGGUAUGUUACAACAUCCAGAUGGCACAGUAUUAAAACAGUUGCAACCACCUCCUCGUGGACCCAGAGAGAUGAAUUUCUACAACAUGGUAUUUGGUUCUUCGUGUCAUGAUCAGGUAUUCUUAGAACUACGUAAAUUCCUGCCGAAGUUCCUAGGCACCUGGGCACCAACAACUGCACCUAAUGAGUUAUAUCUUAAACUGGAAGAUGUGACACGCAGUUUCAGCAAACCAUGCAUCAUGGAUGUUAAAAUUGGGAAAAAGAGUUAUGACCCCGAUGCUUCAGCUGAGAAAAUACAACAACAGAUCAGCAAAUAUCCACUGAUGGAAGAAAUUGGCUUCUUGGUACUUGGCAUGAGGGUCUACCAGUUUUCAUCUGAUAGCUAUGUGGCAUAUGAUCAGCGCUAUGGAAGAGGCUUAACGAAGGAAACUUUGAAAGAUGGCCUGUCUAAAUUCUUCCACAAUGGAAGCUAUUUGAGGAAGGAUGCUGUAGCUUCAAGUAUUCAAGAGAUUGAAAAAAUACUGCAGUGGUUUGAGAGGCAAAGUAAGCUCUGUUUCUAUGCAAGCUCCUUACUGUUUGUUUAUGAAGGAUCAUCUGAGCUGACAGCAACAGGUGACAGUCAUAUGCCCUACAAACCAGCAGCACCAAAGGGUAUAAAGCGGACUGGAGAAUUGAUGGAAUACAACAACAACAUUCACGUGAUGGGCUCUACUGAGAAUGGAAUGGUGGAAACCUCGGUUGGUCAAAGCCUCUCCAAUAUGUAUGCACUUCACAGGAAGGGCUGCUUCAGGGCACAUCAAAGUGUGGUCCCACUACAGCUGAAGAACACAGAACAAGACCAUGGCAUAUGCAAAUGCUUAACUCUCAUUUCACCUGGUCAGCCAAAUGGCAAUGAAAUAAAACAAUUGGAGAAAGAUUUCAUUCAUACAUCUAGCAUGCUUCCAGAGCCUCCAGAGGUUGCUGUAAGAAUGAUAGACUUUGCACAUGUGUUUCCUAGCAACACAAAAGAUGAGGAGUAUAUAUAUGGGCUGAAACACUUAAUCAGUGUAUUACAAAAUAUGCUGGAUGAUUAAUUUUUUUAAUUUUUGGUGGGUGAAUUGUAGGCAAGGAAAUAAAUGCGGGGGAAUUAUAUUGAUUUCUGCACAAGUUCUGAUCCAUCAUUUUUUGUUUAUAAUGUGAUUCCAGGUGUACUGUAUGCCCUUUUCACUGUACAGUACUUCUUGUGAUUGAUUUGAUGUUUAUAAUAGCUCAGGAAAAUUUACCAACUCAUCAUUGACAGCCGCUGAAACAGGUCCAAAAGCCUGCAGAGGGCAGCUCAAGCCUAGUAACUACUGACAAGGAAAUUUAUGAGUUCCCGCUGUUUGUAACAAACCCACAGACUUCAGUGAUGGUAAUUGGUUUUUCAGAUACAUAACCAACUGCCUGCCAAUCCUAGGCAUGGAAUUUGUGCCUAUGGGAUAAUUCUAUCUUCAGUGAAGACCAGGUUAGUCAGACUUACGAUUGUUUUGGGGAUGUUGCUGCCACUUUUCUGGAGAUGUGUAUUUUACUAGCCUUUUUUUACAGUUGAAUUCUUGCAAUUCGUAUAAAAUGUUUAAUAGAAAAUGUCAAUUGUCUCUGAUGCGUUCAGCUGAAAUCCAUGGAGUGUUGCAAUGGCUUGUUAAUUUAUGAAUGUAAUGAAAGCUAAUGCAAAAUAUCACCAGUGAGUCACCUGGUUACCCAUUGGCAAAGAUUUUCUGCUGUCUGGAGCAACACAUGCAUGUUAAGCAGAUUUAAGCUGCUUUCCUUUUUUUUAAGUCUGUUGGUGGUCCAGAAGCUAAGAUGAGGGAGGAGAAGACAGAAUACUUUGUGGUGCAGGCCAUCCACCUGCAGGCCUUCUGUUGAAGUUCAACUUGUAACUUUUAAAAAAAAUACUCCACCAAAAUUUUAAUCACUCGUAGUCCCAAUGCUUACUUCCCUUCGGAAUGAGCAUGCUUUGACUUGUUCAUGACCCCUUUGCUAUGUGCUAGAAGUGCUAUAUCCAAUGAAUUACUUCCAAAGUUAUCUUUUGAACACUCGGUUUACUGAGUUAUUGAUUGUGUUUCCUCUCGUUAGCCUCUGGGCUAAGGUGUGUUGGGAUUUACCUUUUAUAAAACUGGCACUUUGGCAAUUGUUGUUGUGUUAGGCUAACCAUGUGUCUAAGAACUUUCAUAACAUGAACACUAACUUAGGGGAUCAAUAACUAAUAGUCUCUUUGACUUGUCUGUAAGUGAACAAGCAACUGCACUUGCACAAAAUAUUUAUGUACCCAUGACUGACUUGUGACUCCAAUCAGAUGGCCCUCAUCCUUACUAAUUGGAUGGCCUGCUUCAUUUCAAUAUUUACAAUUGGAUGGUGGGAACUAUUUGAUAAACUUUUACUAAAUUAAAAAAUAGCCAAAUUAUUGGCACUGGUCAAGAUGGUAUUUCAGAAUAACACAGGCACUAAAAUGCAAACAUUUUUUUGUAGUUCUUAAAAAUGCACUAGAUAUUGAAACUUUGUGUUCCUUUCAUUUACCAUUUACAUUUGCACAGACCCAUAUACUAUCAAUGUAUUUUUAAAGCUUUUUAAUGAUUUAAUUGCUAUCACUUUGCCAGGGUUCAUGAGGUGAAUUUUGUGACAUUAACUGUGGCAGUGGAGUUAAAUGUGGUACAAGUGAAUAAUGCAUGUGGAGAUUAUGUUAGUCAUUUAAAUGUAUUUACCAAAUAAUGUGUGCUUUUUCUAAAAACAAAGUUAUUUCUGAAAUAUUUUUUAAUUGUAAACUAUGCUUUUUUGUAUGUUUGUUAACAGAGGUUUACAUAAUUCAGCUGUACAUUUCUUAUAGAACAUACUACAUCCCUUUGAACUAUUGACUAUUUAUCCAGGCUUCAAAAAAUAAUUAAUAAUUACCUUCUCUUAGUGUUUAAGAUCAAAUCAUCCACGUUAUUCAAUUAAAGGCAGAACAAAACACUCUUAGAGUGGUAAGUUCCUCUGAACAACAAUGGGCAUCCAAAUUGAGUGGUGGGUGAAAGGUGAGAAAAUGGAAAGUGCAGGGUUUUUUUUUGUAAAAUAAAACACAUAAUUUCAAUUAUUUUUUUAUCCAAUCAGUUGAGUAUAAGAAAUGCUGCUACAAAAUGCUAUAUUGGGAAUAUCAACAGGUUUUAAUUACUUUUCUCACUUAAUUUUGUUUGCUCCGCUACUGAUUUUAUUGAUUUUUAUAUUUCUUUUAAUGUUGAUUUCAGCCCCCACCCCACCUUCCCCGCCAACUUCCAACUAUCCCAGCCAAUUCAUUCACCAAUUUGUAGUCGGGAAUUGGACCUUUUGCUUGCUGUAAGCUUGACCAGGGGCUGGUGAGUUGUGAAGAUAUCACCUUUUGGAUUGAUCCUGUAGGAAAUCCUGAUGGACAAGCUUGGGCGUUUUUUACGAAAAGAAAGCUUUUUGAAAUAUCCUUUCAAUUCUGUUUAAAAUGAAACAUUCCCUGAUUUAGUUGCCUCAUUUUUAAAAUUGAUAAUUUGAUGACCUCAGCUUAAUGCAUAACAUAAUUGCUUGAGUUCAAUUUAUAAUAAUUCAGAAUUAUGAUUCCCAAUGAAUUUACAGCUGAUUGAAUUAACAUUAUCAAGGAGAUAGAUGGCUGAAGAAAGGGUUCACUUAGCCAACACCUGUUGGUCUUUCUGUUAUACCCUUUUAUCUGUAGGAAUAUAUUCCAUUCAUUUAAGGAUUUCAAAUGAUGCUUUUUAUCAUCUCAUAAUGGUCUAUUAUGCAAGUAAUAUCACUGUAUUUCUUUGUGUUUUGCUCUUCAGGGUCAUAUUGUUCAAAGCAAGUUUAAGAAGCAUAGGAAAUGUGUAAUUAAGUGCCAGUAAACAUUCUCAUCCAUUAUCUUGGAUUAACUCAUUUGUUUUAAGCCUUGUACUUUGGACUACAGGUUUUAUUGGAACCAAGUAUACAAUGCAACCUCUAAAUUAUAGAAAAUUAUUUACAAAUUCCACCAAACAACUACUGAAAUUUUACUUCUAUACUGGAUGUGGUGUAUUUUACAUGAAUGGGGAUUUUGUAACCCAACUCACUUUUUACUUUGAAGAUGAUUAAAUAUAGUAGGAUUUUUGUGGCUCUACAUCUGCUCGCACGCUUAUCUGAAAAAAAUAGAUUUUCUUCCACUUAGCAUCCUUGAGUCCGAUACGUUUUUGUCCCCAGAUCAAAGGUUUGUAUAAAAACAAUUGAACUUCUCCAUAAAAACUUUCCUGCAGUGAGCAAAACAUCCAUUCUAAGGCUGUUUUCCUUCUGCUACUGUUACAGAAAACUUUAAAAUAUUUGAACAGUUGCGGUCAUAACAUGUUCAUCAGUGGCUGCUGCUGUGCCAGAAAUUCUGCAUUUGGCAUUCUUGUAUUCAGUUGAUGAAAUGGUAGAAAAGCUUUACCAAGUGUGAACUUCGCCACUCAGAAAAUCAGCACCCUUAAAAUGUCUUGUGAGGCAUUCCUUCAGUGUCAUUAAUAUUACAGACAGCUUUGCAGUGAACAAAAUGGAAUUAUUUAGUAUUCUUUCAAGAUGCAGAGUUGCUAAGAAAUUAAAAUUAUGAAAUAUGUUUGUUUUGUUAAAAAAGGAUAAUGUAUGUAUAUUUGACUUGUUAAAAAUGCUGUGUUUGGAAAGCUGAAAAGUACUUAAUGCAAUUAUAUGUAAAAUGUAGGUUAUAUGGCAUAUUUUGACUGGCUACACAAUAUUUGGAGUUUCAUAUUUAAUACACCUUAAUUUCUUGUCUUUUGAUGAAAUUAACUCAAAAUUAUCAAUUCUCACAGACAAUCUUGAUUAAAUUAGUCCCUGUUCAAAUUAUUCAAUGCUUAUUGUACUGUUUCAUGUAUACUUAUUUUUGUUUAAACCAAUAUUGAAUACAAAUGUGACAGAUUUUACACUGAAACUGCAUACUGAGAGAGGACUGAGGUGAAAAUGGGUUGCCAUUUUCAUUAGUGCACACCUAUCGUUUGUAAUGAAGCAUGGCAUCAAAUAGAGAAUGGUACAUGGACCAGACCCAAAGCUUAAUUUCUGCUCAACUUGUUGCAAAUGGUAGCCUUCUGCAGUGUACCAGAGAACUGUGAAACAAGGUUGCUAACUUAAAUUGCUUUAAUUCAGAUGCUGAGUUCAGAGUGCAGCCUUGGUGGGAUCUGUGGGUUUGAGAGCAAGUUGUGAGUGACAUCCUCUCCCCACUGCAAUCCCAAUAAAAUGAGGAAUUCAUUGUCAUGUGAAAUGAACAUAACUUUCUUUCUUAACGUUGACCUAUCAAGACUGGACAUUAAAUUUGAGCACAGGACGAUAUACUCACCAUUCUUUGUGAGAUCAGCUAUUGCAUAAAUUUCAAACUUCUUAAAACAUUUCAAACAAAAUUUGUGUAAGUUAAUGCAAAAUUCAUCUGUCAUAAUUUCCAGUUUAUUUAGUAAAAACAAAAAUCACUUGUCUGAAAACUUGGAUAAAUUAUGACUUUUCACAGGAGCAUUUGGAAAAUGUGUUCCCUCAGUUUAAGAUAAAGUAUAAUUUUAACUCCAGCUGAAUUGGGCCAACAAGUGGUAAUAUUGCCCCCUUUUGUUAGUGAGCGUGCACACAGACACUUUAGUAAUAUGGGAAAUGAUGCUGGAAUUAGUAUGAAAGUAUCAGAAAAGCAGCAAAUGCACAUUUAUUUACUGUGGUAAUUUAUAAUCAAUCAUACAUAAUGUGUCUCAGUCUGACUAAUCUAUCUUCUAAUAUAAUAUCUUUGUUUUGAUUGUGAGUUAUAUGCAUAACUUGUUUUGCUACAUCUGGAAUGCAGGGGUAAUUGCUGAUAUGUAUGGGUGCUAUUUUACAGAGGAAUCAAAAGUACUAACUGAAAGAUUGCUUAAUUUUGUAAUUUAAUAUGAUGAAAAGAUAUUUAGAUAAUUUACAUAGCUGUAUAUUUGGCAGAAAUGGAAUUACUAAUAAACUUUCUGUAAACAA